AUGUCCAUUAAUUACAACAAUGUACAUAGGGCAGAUAUCCCUAUAACUAAUUUGGAUGACUCCGAGGACGACUUGGAUUUUAAUUAUCAGGAGGAUCGUAGUUCAAGAAACAAUACCACGUUUAUAGAUGACUUAGAUUUUGAAAUAUCAUCAAACGACGAGACAUUGUUUACAAGAUUAGGAAAGAAAGUGAGUUCAUUUUUUAAGAAAAGCUCUACUGGUUACAAAUACAACUCCUUGGACCACUCUAUAAGCAGUGACAGCUUUGAUUUAGAGCGAGAAAAUGAACCACAAUCACUAAGAAAUUACGGGAUACCGCGACUACAAAAGAGGCUACGGGUCAUGGCAGGUCUUCUUGUUGCUCUAAUACUGGUUAUUAUUGUGAUAUUAAUUUGUUUUCCAAGUAAUGUGCUAUCAAAUCAUGCCGGUGGUCUCAUUAAUAAAACCACAUUAUCAAAUUCAACCCACGAUUUCCACCCGACAACUUUAGUUAUAUCCUUGGAUGGGUUUCAUCCUCACUAUAUUUCAGCAGAAUUGACACCAACAUUACACCAAAUGAUGGUACAUGGCUAUGGGGCUCCUUAUAUGAUACCAAGCUUUCCAUCUAGCACUUUUCCGAAUCAUUGGACUCUUGUAACUGGCUUAUAUCCUUCCGAACAUGGAAUUGUUGGAAACACUUUUUAUGAUCCAGAACUUAGAAAGCAGUUUAUAAAUACAAAUCCUACGGUCGGAGGACUUGACCCUGAUUUCUGGAGAGGCGGUGAACCUAUAUGGAAAACGGCCUACGAUCAAAAUAUCACGUCCGCUGUACAUAUGUGGCCGGGGAGCGAAGUCCCUGGGAUUGGAAUCGGUGGUGGCCCAUUAGAAGUAGAUAAGUUCAAUGGAUCUGAAGUGUUAUCAUCAAAGGUAGAUAGAGUGAUGACUUGGCUUGAUAGAGCCGAUAUAGAUUUACGGCCAGAAUUAAUAUUAACUUAUGUUCCCACCAUUGAUGAAUUUGGGCAUAAAUAUGGUAUUGGUGGUAAGAAUAUUUCAAAUGCUUUGACGUAUGUUGAUGACUUCAUUAACUUAUUGAAGCUAGAACUCAGAAAGAGAAAUUUGACUAAUAUUGUGAAUAUGAUCAUCGUAAGUGACCAUGGAAUGGCGCCCACUUCAAACGAUCGACUCCUUUAUUUGGACGAUUUGAUUGAUUUGAAUAAAAUUGAGCAUAUUGACGGUUGGCCCUUAUUUGGAUUGCGUCCUAAAAAAGGAUAUCUCGAAGACGAAAUACUUCAAGAAAUGCAAUCCAGGUUCGAAAAGAUGGACGCAAAGAUUAGGGAAAACUAUGAUAUUUACAGAGUACAAGAUAUACCGAAGGAAUGGGAAUUUGGGGGAUCGCAAAGUGACCAUAAGUUUAACUAUAGAUUAGCACCCCUUUGGAUUAUUCCCAGAGUUGGUUAUUCAAUUACAACAUACGAGCAAAUGAAGGAGAAUGGAAAUGACUACAAACCGAAAGGUGUACAUGGAUACAACAAUACAGAAUUGCUAAUGAGGGCAUUAUUCUUGGGUUCUGGUCCAUAUUUCGAUAAUAUACUAAAGAAAGGUCUGAAGAUUAAGCCGUUUCAAAACACGGAAGUCUAUAAUUUUAUUUGUGACACAUUGAGCAUCACACCAUCUCCGAAUAAUGGUACAUUUGAUAAAAAGAGACCUUUGAUAUCGACAAACAAUUAUCUUCCAAAAUCAUGGAGAGACGAUUUAGGAUACCCCAACUUACCUUUCGAGGUGGAUCAUAUCGUAAAGGAUUCCACUUAUGAUCAAUUGUGGAGGAAAGAACCGCCACAGCCUAAACCAAUGGCCAUACCGACCAACGAAAAUCCUUACCUGUCCAUGAUAGAAGUAGAAUCAACAUUAGUAUCGAUGCAAACCCAAAAACUUCCUAAACCGACAGAUUUUGUUGAAGCGGAGCCCUCUCCGAGCUCUGGUGAUGCUUCAGAAGAAGGAAAGUUAAAGGAAGGCAGCAAAGGAAAAGAGAAAAUCAAAGGAGGCAUCAAUGGAAUCAUUGGCGACAUAUUUGAUGAUCUCAAAGAUAUUGGAGAAGAUGUAGAAAAACUUGUCGAUGAUGCAACAGAUAAAGUUGAAGAGUUCUUCGAUGAUAACAGUUCUCAUCUUAAGUUAUAG
This is a messenger RNA of Priceomyces carsonii, 2154 nucleotides long. Its product is annotated as nucleotide diphosphatase/phosphodiesterase. Gene Ontology annotation, molecular function: nucleoside triphosphate diphosphatase activity; ribonucleoside triphosphate phosphatase activity. The transcript has a single exon. NCBI's taxonomy places the organism in Eukaryota, Fungi, Ascomycota, Pichiomycetes, Serinales, Debaryomycetaceae. Gene Ontology annotation, biological process: nucleoside triphosphate metabolic process. The record is from RefSeq and is a predicted model, not a curated record. Bases 1 to 2154 code for a protein of 717 amino acids.